This is a messenger RNA of Pongo pygmaeus (Bornean orangutan), 1044 nucleotides long. RefSeq names its product phosphodiesterase 6G (gene PDE6G). The coding region runs from base 1 to 429 and encodes 142 amino acids. The record is from RefSeq and is a predicted model, not a curated record. Gene Ontology annotation, biological process: positive regulation of epidermal growth factor receptor signaling pathway; visual perception; positive regulation of G protein-coupled receptor signaling pathway. Lineage: Eukaryota; Metazoa; Chordata; Mammalia; Primates; Hominidae. Gene Ontology annotation, molecular function: cGMP binding; 3',5'-cyclic-nucleotide phosphodiesterase activity. The transcript is spliced from 4 exons. Gene Ontology annotation, cellular component: photoreceptor outer segment membrane.
AUGCCUAAUCAGCUCACGAAGCAGCAAGAUAAAUGCCCAGGCUGGCACCCUGCGGAGGAAGGCCCAGCACUCAUAGCACAGCCCCCUGAGACCUGCCCUGCACUUGACUGCAGCAGGAGGGAGUCCAGGAGCCAAGGUUGCCGCAGUGUCUCCGUCAGCCUCGCCAUGAACCUGGAACCGCCCAAGGCUGAGUUCCGGUCAGCCACCAGGGUGGCCGGGGGACCUGUCACCCCCAGGAAAGGGCCCCCUAAAUUUAAGCAGCGACAGACCAGGCAGUUCAAGAGCAAGCCCCCAAAGAAAGGCGUCCAAGGGUUUGGGGACGACAUCCCUGGAAUGGAAGGCCUGGGAACAGACAUCACGGUCAUCUGCCCUUGGGAGGCCUUCAACCACCUGGAGCUGCACGAGCUGGCCCAAUAUGGCAUCAUCUAGCACCAGGCCCUGCUGAGGUCCAGACCCUCCCCCUCCUGCCCGCUGUGCUCUAAACCCUGCUCAGGAUUCCUGUUGAGGAGACGCCUCCCUAGCCCAGAUGGCACCUGGACACCAGGGUGGGACUGCAACCUCAGGUGUCCCCCUACAUAUUAAUACGAGUCACCAGGAGCCCACCACCUCCCUCUAGGAUGCCCCCUCAGGGGCUGGCCAGGCCCUGCUCAACAUCUGGAGACACAGGCCCACCCCUCAGUCUUGCCCACAGAGAGGCUUGGCCAGUCUCCACUCCCUGGGAGAACGGGAAGUGGACCCCAGCCCGGGAGCCUGCUGGACCCCGGAUCGUCCCCUCCUCCCAGCUGGAAAGCUAGGGCAGGUCUCCCCAGAGUGCUUCUGCACCCCAGCCCCCUGUCCUGCCUGUAAGGGGAUGCAGAGAAGCUUCCCGUCUCUGCAUCCCUUCCCAGGGGGGUGCCCUUGGUUGGGACAUGCUGGGUAGCAGGACUCCAGGGCAUGUACGGUGAGCAGAUGAGGCCCCACGCUCAUCGCACCAGGGGGCCAUCCUUCUCAAUACGGCCCGCCCUUGCAGUCCCUAUUUCAAAAUAAAAUUAGUGUGCCCUCGCC